Molecule: messenger RNA, 3147 nt
Organism: Paramisgurnus dabryanus
Lineage: Eukaryota; Metazoa; Chordata; Actinopteri; Cypriniformes; Cobitidae
Gene: gpr156
Product: G protein-coupled receptor 156
Biological process (GO): G protein-coupled receptor signaling pathway; gamma-aminobutyric acid signaling pathway
Cellular component (GO): membrane; G protein-coupled receptor heterodimeric complex
Molecular function (GO): G protein-coupled GABA receptor activity
Source: RefSeq, a predicted model, not a curated record
GUCAGUGAGCUGUUUUUUUUAUAGCUUUCGUAUGUGAUAAAUUGCAGACGUUGUGAACACGAGAUUUUUGAUGUUUCUAUCCGCGCCUUUAUAUGUUUUGUUGUGAUGUCUUUUUUUAAACGGGACGUUUUAUUACGGAUCCUUCAGGGAUGGAGCCAGGGACAGGAUAAGCACCUUUCAUACUUAUGGAUCACAGUAUGGUAUGUGUGUAAGGUGAGAUAGAGCCCAGGCCAGUAAUGGACGCAGGACUAAACUGCAGCUCUCAUUGUGAGUCUAGUACCUGCUUCAUCUACUCAGGACUGAACAACCAGCAGGGCUGGGAAAUACUACAGAGACUCUGUGCUUUCAUGACGACAGGUGUGGAUGUAAAGAGUCGAUCACUGUCUCCUGCUCUCCGUGCUGUUGUCUGGACUCUGCUUUCCUGUGGGAUUCUACUGGCCCUCUUCUUUCUCAUUUUCACACUACGCUUUAGAAACAAUAGGAUAGUGAAGAUGUCCAGUCCCAAUCUGAAUGUGUUGACUUUGUGCGGCAGUGUACUUACAUACGGCAGUGGUUUCUUAUUCGCUAUGGAGGAAAGAGCAACACUGCAGGGAACCGGAUCAAGAGCAAUCUUACAGGCGCGGAUUUGGACGCUGUGUAUUGGCAGUUCUCUGGUGUUUGGUCCUAUGCUUGGUAAAACAUGGCGGCUCUAUAGAGUGUUUACUCAACGCAUACCUGACAAGAGAGUGAUUAUUCGAGACAUACAGCUGAUGGGUUUGGUUGCUCUGCUGGUCCUUGUGGAUGUUGUUGUUCUUACAACAUGGAGUCUGACGGAUCCAAUCAAGUGUUCCCGGUCUAUAAAUGCUAUGGUGAAGGUAAUAGAGUUGAGUGCAUCCUACACUCUGUCCCAGCUAGACUCAUGUUCCUCUCUCUACUCGGAUCUGUGGGUCAUUCUCCUCUCUGUGCUUAAGGGAAGUCUGCUCCUUUAUGGCACGUACCUCGCAGGCCUGACAAGCAAUGUCAGUUUACCCCCAGUUAACCAGUCUAUAACCAUCAUGGGUGCUGUCUGCCUGGUAACCAUGUCAACCGCUGUGGCUGUGCCUGUUUCUCUUUACCUGUAUGCCUGGCCUAAUGUGGUGUACAGCGUAGUGUCUGGUGCUAUCUUUAUCUGCACACUUUCCAUUAACUGCUUGCUGUUUGUACCCCAGUUGACCCAGUGGAGACACUUUGAAGAGGAGACAAACUCUCAUUCCAGUCAGAUGGCAAAAUACUUCAGUAGUCCCAGCAAGACCAUGAGCUCCAUGUACAGCGAGGAUGAGAUCUAUUAUCUACUUGGAGAAAAUGACUCCAUGAAAAGGCUCAUUAAUGAGAAGAAUGCCAUUAUCGACAGCCUACAGGAACAAGUGAAUAACGCCAAAGACAAACUGCUUAAAAUAAUGACUGUUAGCCACACCUUAGAUGAGGGAGAAAUGGAUUCCUCCAAUACUAACCUGAACUCCACCUCUACCCAAACAACAGUGGUAUCUCCCGAUUCCCCCUUCAUAACACGAUAUUCAGAAGUAGCUCCAGUAGUGGCUCUCUCUCCACCUCCUUAUAAACCUCCUCCACCACUUCCCGCUCACACUACCUCACAAACAGCCCCUAAAUGUUCAGUAGCUACAGAUGUUUCUUCUUCAGCACACCUAAGGCCUUCACAGCUUCAGAGUAACUCUACUGAUGAGUCCUCUCAUAUCAGCUGUUCAGUGAGGUCUGAUGGUGUAAGUCUGAAGGGUAUCGCAGAUGAGCCAGUUCCAGUCCUGAAUAUUAUCAGAAACUCUAGAUGUAUCUCAGAUAGCUCUGAAGACGAUACAGAGACUUUGGAAAAGUCUGAGGUUGAUACAUCAGCCUCCAAGGAGCAUACCACAGUGGUUGUAAGCAAUGAGCAGCUGGUGGAGAUCUUACAGGACCUGAGUGUAGAUGCUGUACGCAGCUCUGUCAGAUCACCUGACCGAGUGCGGAGGCGUUGCAUCAGUCCCGAUCAUGAGGAACUCGGCACAGCUCUCUCUCCUCUCUUGACUCAAUCACCUCUACAGUUCGUCUUCCCCACCAUCUCACCUUAUCUCAUGCGGAAACGUAGGCCUCCCUUUUACUCCUCUAGAGGAGGACCUCCCCCUUACUAUUUUCCUGGCUCUGUACCUCCAGGACGCAGAAAAGCAUCAGCACUUCAAGACCAUGAAAGGCUUAGAGAAGACCACUUCCACAAAAUAAAUCCUACCAGCCCAAGAACAAGACGACCUCAAGGACAAGACUUAUGCCUUGAGGGUAAUAGGCAGACAAACACAGGAACUAGUUGUGGCACUGAUAUCCUAACCAGCAGGAGAUGUUCAAGACAGGAAGACUGGGAAUCUUCUUCUUGCAAAUGUUCUAGUACUCCUUACACAGGACAGGUUCCUCGGCCUGCCUCGGAUGGUCUGAAAGAAAGAUCAGAGAAGCCAUACGACUACUCGGACUCAGACUCUAGCAGCUCAGAGGACUAUUGUUACUACCACCGGCCCUACUGUAGGGGCUGUCUGCAUCACCCCUAUGACUCUACAGACAGCCUUACCAGCUCUGACAGUGAGGAGGGGGAGCUGUACCGCUCAGCACACCCUGUAGUAAACUUUAAGGUGGACCUUAAACCAACCUUUGUCUAAUGAAGACCCAAAGUCAGGGUUGGGCACCACCCUCAUUAGAAGGCUACGCGGUUCUCUGCACACCCGUUUUGUCUGCAGCCCAAUUUUUGGAACUGUGUAGAUGGUAUGUGGCAAUACAAAUACUGUGUAAUUAAGUGUGGAAGUCCGAUACAAGAUUGUUGUUGUUGUUUUUUCUUCAUGUUGUUGUGUGUUUUAAACUUUGUUUGCCUUUGUCAGCAGGUGGCGACAUCACUGCUUGUUCUCAUAUCACACAAAUGUGUGACGUCCGCUGUGAAUGGCAAUUUUAAUAUGCGAUUGAAAAUUUUUCAUACAGUAACUUAAGGAUAACUUUACCCUAAAAUACAAAUGUACUGAUUAUUUACUCACACCAUGUCAUCCAAGAUGUUUACAUUUGGAGUUAUAUUAAAGCUUCCCUGCAUGGUUUUUAAUGGCAUUGGCCAAUGCUUCAAAGCUCCAAAAAGCACAUCCAUUCAUUGUGAAAGUAAUCCAUAAGACU